UCAUCAGCACCAUCCGUCCCCUGGACUGAUGCAGUGUCACAGCAGGCACCUCCCUCUCUCACUGGAACCCUCCAUAGACGCUCCCACAUACACCCAGGAAGGAAAAUGGAGUAGAAGAGGGAAAUGCUGAAGCAGAAGGCUGUGUUCCCAGGAUUUAGCCACUUCUCACCAUGAGCAUCGCCGUGUCCCCAAUGGCCACCGAGGCCGCCUCACCCAUGAUCACCUCCGUCACUCCCACCAUCGACCCCUGCGCCAAAGAGGUGGAGGGGCCAGGGGAGAGUGGAGGAAGCUAUGGUAUGGAGCCAGUGAAGGAACAGGACACCACCUGGCGCCACCAGAAGCCCCCACCUCUCCACACAGGCGCUGACUGGAAGGUGGUGCUCCAUCUCCCUGAGAUCGAGACCUGGCUCCGCACCACCACGGUGAGGGUUCGUGACCUCACCCAUUCAGUCCACCAGGAUGCCCUCAACAAGCAUGUGGACGUGCACCUGGUGCAGCUCAAGGACAUCUGUGAGGACAUCUCGGACCACGUGGAGCAGAUCCACGCCCUGCUGGAGACCGAGUUCUCCCUGAAGCUGCUCUCCUACUCUGUGAACAUCAUCGUAGACAUCCGCACCGUGCAGCUGCUGUGGCACCAGCUGCGUGUGUCUGUGCUGGUGCUGCGGGAGCGUCUGCUGCAGGGCUUGCAGGACUCCAACGGCAACUAUACCCGGCAGACCCACAUCCUGCAGGCCUUCUCCCAGGACCAUGACCAGGCCCGGCUGGAUGCUCUGACCGAGGUGGACGACUCAGGCCAGCUGACCAUAAAGUGCAGCCAGGACUACUUCUCUUUGGACUGCGGCAUCACUGCGUUUGAGCUGAGCGACUACAGUCCUGGCGAGGAGUCAGAGGGGCAGAUUCCGGGGCAGGAAUGCCACAGCUGCUACCCUGAACUGGAGCAGGACUUUCCCGAGCUCAUCCAGAGCGUAGGCCUGUUGACGGUAGCGGCUGAGCGUUUGUCCGCCCAGCAGAGCCAGGGGGAGUCCAACGGGGAGGACGCCGCCACUGCCACUGGAGCCCCAGGGAAGGCUCAGAUUGUAGCUGAGGACUCGCCCAGCAGCCCGGCUGCAGAGUGCUCACCUGCCUCACCCGUGAUGCACUGUGGCGCCCCCCCGGGAGAGAGUGCCAUCAGCAAGCGGCCUCUCCGCGACUGCUUCAACUGCAACGAUGUGUCCCCCACCCAGCCCUCCCUGCCCAAAAAGGCCAUGUACCUGGAAGGCAUGUUCCGGGAUGAUACAGAGUCUGUCCUCAAGAGGGCCCCACCAUCCUCCUCACUCCAGUUUCAGGGCGACAUCAGCCGCAGCACCCCCUCCCUCCUGGACCCCCCAGAUCGCUCCAAAUUCUGGCUGGAGCUCACCUCUGUCUACCCCAGCGGUGUCAGCCAGUCCUAUGACAGCCUCCAUGUUGCAAACCACAGGAACAGACAAGCGGACAGUGAGGCCAGUCACCUGAAUAGGAGCUCCUCUGAGACAGGCCAGGCUAACGACCCCGAGAGUCAUCCAGGGUCUCACUGUCCUGGCACUGACCUUGACCACGGCCACCUGGUGAGUGAACAGAGAAGUGGAGUGGGGGAGAGUCCCCCGCCUCCAGAGUCAGACCUUCAUGAGGAAGGUGAAGAUGCAAACCAGGAGCAGACUACCCACUAUGCCCCUCCUAAAAGUCCAGCCAUCCAGAUCCUCCAGGAGGAGGGAGCCAGGCACUCACCCAGUGGGAGCAGCAUGAUGAGCUCAAAAGAGGACUGCUGGUACGUCUCUGAUGAGUACCUUGCACUCCCUACCCAGCUAAAGAAGACAGAGAUGUUGGCCUUGAAGCUGGAAAGUCUCGCCAAAGCCUUACCCCACAGGUCCCUGCAGGAGCCCAUCCAGGACGUGGAUGACUGGGAGCUCUCUGAGGUCCACUCCGACUGGGACAGUGGCCCCUCAUUCCAGCAUGGCCGUGGGUUCGAGAAGUCCUUUUUGGUGGCCCGCCUCUCGCCAACCUCCUCCAGUGACAUAGCUCCCUCUCUUGAUGAGAGCAUCGAGUCUGGGCCCCUCAGUGACCUGCAGUCGGAAGACGAGGCAUACUGGAAUGCCACUGAAUCCAGGAGAAGAGAGAAGUCACCCUGGCUGUCAAAGACACAAGAGAUGGAGGAUUCAUCCAGCCUGCACAAGCCCCUGGUACAGCAGCUAAUGGAGGAUAUCCAGCACCAGGAAAACUACCAGGACAUAUGGGGAAAGAUUGAGGGGUUUGUCAGUAAACUGGAUGAGUUCAUCCGCUGGCUGAGGGAGGCUCUGGAGAGCACAGAGAAUUGGACCCCUCCCAAAGCGGAGACAGAUAGCCUCCGGCUUUACCUAGAGACACACCUGAGCUUCAAGCUGAGCGUGGACAGCCACUGCUCCCUGAAAGACAGUGUGCUGGACGAGGGCAGGCAGCUCCUGGAAGUCAUCAUCUCCCACAAAUCAGGUCUCAGGGACAUGCUGCAGAUGAUUGCUCAGCAGUGGCAGGAGCUGCAGAGGCAGAUUCGCAGACAGCACUGCUGGAUCCUGCGUGCCCUGGAUGCCAUCAAAGCACAGAUCCUGGCCCAAGAGGCUUCUGGCGAGGCAUGGUGCGGAGCCACCAGCCCCAAGGGGGAGGUCCAGCAGUGUCAUCGUGAGGCUCAGAGGGACGCUCUGGAUCAGAUGGCUCUCAGACUCAACAGCCAGCAGUACUGCAGUGGCUCCAAGAGGAAGAAGGAAUUCGCCCAGAUGUCAAAGGUCAACAGGAUCGGGAGCAACAGCCUGCUGGACUUUGAGUCAGAGUACCAGGAGCUUUGGGAUUGGCUGAUGGAUAUGCAGUCCAUCAUGAUGGACAGCCACGAGCUCAUGAUGUCAGAGGAGCAGCAGCAGCAUCUCUACAAGGGGAACAGUGUUGAGAUGGCCAUGUGGCUGCCCAGGAAGAUCCAGCUGCUGGCCCGGGUAGACUCUCUGCGCAGGAGUAGCAAUGAGCUGCCCGCUGACUUUGAGGACCGUGUCAGCGCCCUCUCGCGCAAGUGGGACCUGCUACAGGGAAUUCUGGGAGAGCAUGCUGAAGCGCCUGGUCCCAGCAGCGCUGCCCAGGACCCCCGCAUCCUGCUCUCUCCAGAGACCAAGAGCAUGCUGGGACAGCUGGAAAGCCGCAUCAAGGACCUGAAAGCCUGGCUGCGGGACACAGAGCUCUUCAUCUUCAACUCAUGCCUGCGGCAGGAGCGGCAGCAGGCACCACAGGACACACAAGGCCCUCAGGACCCUCAGGACCCUCAGGCUGCCAAGCAGCUGCAGUACUUUAAGUCACUAUGUUUGGAAGUGCGGGGGCGACGCAAGGGUGUGGCCUCUGUCCUCAGGCUGUGUCAGAAGCUGCUAGAGGAGCAGGAGGUAUCGGACGCUGAGGCAGACCGCCAGGCCCUUCAACUGCUCGUAGUCAACCUGGAGCGUCGCUGGGAGGCCAUCGUCAUGCAGGCCCUGCAGUGGCAGACCCGCCUGCAGAGAGCGCUAGGCACCGAGCAGGUUCCUGGGAAUGCAAUUGAACCCUCAUUCAUGGACCUCCAUAGCCCCCCUGAAGACUCCUGGGAGUGGGAUGAAACAGACAUUAGUAAUGACCUGAUCAGCAUCAGCCUGGAGUCACGCAACCUUGAGGAAAAGCCGAGUCAUACAUGCAGAUUAACCACAGAGUCCCCAGGGAGCCAUUGGGAUGUCCCUGAAUCGAGUCAGAGCGUUCCACCCCAUGAGCUAUCUUCAACCCAGUGUCUUAGGCUAACACCUCCAUCCUCACAUCCGAGUACCUACCAGGUAUACAGCCUGCAUGAUGUGGAACUGUACAACCGGCCCCAGUUCCCCUUCCACAAGAAGAUCCAAGUCAGAGGCAGUGGCAAGCAGUCCUUGAUGAAGAGUCUGAGCAAGGAUUCCUCCUUCUGCUCUGCUGAAUCCCUGCCGGACAUCUUCAGAGGUGUGCCGUGUGGGAAGGAAGGGCGAGGCAGCCACUCAGGAGACACGACCCGGCGGUCAGAGAGUGAAAGCGGGAUCAUGAGCGAGGGGGACACUGAGACCACCACCAAUUCGGAGAUCUGCGUGCUCCACCUGCUGGCAGAUGAAUUUGCGGGCGACAUCUCACCCAUGCCUCCCACUGAUGGCGCCGAGUCCCUGGCCAUGGGGCGAGUGUGUGAUGAAGAUAUCGACAGGAUCCUGGAGCGUGCUGAAAAGAUUUCUCUAUACGAGGGUUGCGACACCACCAUGCCAGGUGGCAAGAAGAAGCCCAAAGUGGCAAAGAAAGAGAGAGAUGAAUCCACUGAGGGGAAGAGAAGGAGCGGGAGAGACCCCGUGGAGAUCCUUAUUAACGGGCACUACUCGUUCCUGGACUCUGAGGCUGAGGAGUUUCACCCCAGGGCUUUCAGAGGUGCCACAGAUGAUGAGAGAGAGGGCACAGACAGGAAGAGUGGGAAAGUGCCUGUCUCUGCUUCCCAGGGCUCCUCCCUUGACUCGCUCUUCGUUUCAGGAGAUUUAUUCUCGUCCAGCAAAGACACUCUGCACCGUAGCACCUCCCUGGAGAGCUGGCUGGCUCCAUGUAAGAGCAGUGAGGAGAUCAGCAGCCAGCACAGCCUGGGGGACCUGGGCCUGACCGCCGAGUCCACGGGGGAGCUGAGCAGGAGGACUCUGGAGCUGCUGAAGCGCCUGGAAAACAUCCAGAGCCCCUUUGCUGGGAAGAUGACACGCAGCGUCUCUGACAUCACCCUCCGGAGCAGCUCUUUGCGGCUGUCGGGGCCCGGGCCCCUCUCCCUGGGGGCCCCCUCUUCCAUCAACGAGAGCUCUGCCCCCUCCCUCACCGAGCUGAGCAGCAGUGAAGACUCUUCUGUUGGCUCGGAGGACAUAGCAGUGCAGAGGAACUGCUUGAUGGACUCCAACGCCUCCUUCCGCAAGCACUGCCGAAGCCAUGCACCCCAGGAUGAAGCGGACGCCAGUGUCAGCAUGGUGGUGAAUGUGUCCUGCACCUCGGCCUGCACCGAUGACGAGGAUGACAGCGACCUGCUCUCCAGCUCCACACUCACUCUCACCGAGGAGGAGCUGGGUAUCAAGGAGGAUGGUGACUCCAGCUUGGCGUCGGAUGAGGAGUACAUUGAGGGCAGCUUCACGUUGGGGCUGGAGUACAUGAAGAACGAGCUCCAGAAUUGGAUCAAGCCUCGGUCCCUGUCCAGGGAUAAGGGUGAGCUGGACCUGGGGGACGAGCUCCAGUGUGGCACCCAGUCCCAGGAGAGGACACUGAGCACCGCCACCACCACCGGUGAGAAGCGAUUCCUCAGCCGGUCAGCACUAAAGCUCCUGGAGUCCAAUGCCAAUGGGAAGAAUGGCUCUCUCCAGCAUCAGGAAGCAGCGAGGAGCUCCAUGACCCAGUUUGUGGAUGACCUGGAGAACGGAAAUGUGGAGAACUCUCUGAUGAAAGGGAAGGAUGAAGACGAUGAGCUGCUGAGAGAGGAAGGGAGUCUGUUCACCAAGAGCGGUGAGUCCUUCAAGGACUGCUACACACCAGGCUCUGCGACUGGUGGGUCUGAGGGCAUGGUCAGGGUUGCCAAGUGCUCCCCUUGUGACAUGCUGUCGUCACACUCCAAAGAGUCUGCCCUGGAGGGUCAGCUGAAAGGGGAGAUCCCCUGCCACAGUGUCAGACGGAGGUCACCUCUCCCAUCACCUAUUAAUGGCUGUGAGGGGUCUCCCCAGUGCACUCUGGGAUUGACACACGGAAACCAUAGCCAGAGCCACUUGGCCUCCUUCAUGAAAGCCAGCUUGGAAGAGAGCAAACAAGCAGCCAACCCAGACUCACCCUGCUGCAGCCGGGUUCCGGUACCGUCACAGGAAGAAGAGGAGAGUGAAGACGUGCACAACUUUGUGAUGGAGAUCAUUGACAUGGCUUCUGAGGUGCUGAAGAACAAAGAGGUCCGUCCAGACCAGGAGCCACCCAGCUCCGGUCCGGUAACGCAGAUCCGAGACAAGGUGAUGGAGCACUCACACCGCCCCAUCCAUCUGCGGAAGGGUGACUUCUACUCCUACCUGUCCUUGUCCUCUCAUGACAGUGACUGCGGAGAGGUCAGCACCUGCACAGAGGACAAGAGCAGCACCCCCUUGCCCUACAGCAUCAGUGACACCCCAGACAUCCAUGACAAAGAGCUCCUCUUUGAGGCCUGCACUGAGGAGGUGUAUCUGGGCCCUCCACUCUCCUACAGCAUGUGUAUGAGCAAGAGGCAGAACAACAAACCCAGGGCCUGUCCCUCCCCCCAAAGUGUAAAGGACGGAGCUCCUCCACCGGCCUGCACUGAAUACCAAAAAGCACCUGGUAUUUCUCCAGGAAGUACAGCUGGGAGCCAGCUAGAGUGCCAUAAUGAGGCUGCUUAUCUUAAUCCUUUACCAUGUGAAACCCUGAUAGACACUGUUGAAUGUUUUGCAGAUACUAAAAUGCUUGAAUCCAAUAUUUCCCCUGUAAUGACUAAGAUAAGAGUCUCUUGCUCCAGUACAAAUCCUUUAAAAGAGGAAGGCAGCCUUUAUAUUAAUCCUAAAAUUAACUGUCCUCAGAUAAGAAAGAGUGAUAGGGAUGAAAAAGGCCCUGCUUCACAGCGGAUGAAACAGAAGAAUGUCAGGAAAGGAUGUAGUUCUCUUCCAGAAGCUAAGUCAACUCACAAACAGCCUCCUAGGACGGAGCAUGGGUCGGCAGGAAACGGCCGAGGGCCCCAGGGCAGAGCCUCAGUGUCUGACGGCUCCAGCACCUGUGCUUCCGGGGUCCACUCGUUCGUGCGUGAGAGUGGAACAGCCAGGUCUCCAGCCAAGAGAGUCCCCGGCUCCUUUGUCCCUCCCAGUUACAAGCCCCGGCCAUGAGGGGGGGCCUCAGCCCCUUGUAGCCCCCUCCCCCUGUGGGCAUGGCUCCAUCCCCUGGCGCGUGGCUCACACCGGACUGGUCCUCUGGCUGCUUCUGCUCCUCCUCCUCGCCACUCUGUCUCUUGCCCCAAUGAUGUCAUCAGAGUGGCUCACCCCCAUUGUCCUCUUCCCAUUGUGGACCCCGGAACUGAGCUACCUCAAUGGUCAGCCACCAUUCUGACCCCCCACCACCUCGCGUCCCCCUGUGACAAUGUCUCUCCCUUUGUCUGUCUCCUUCAAGUAAUCUCUCUCUCCAUUUCUUUCUCUCUCUCUGUCUUGCUCUUCCUUUCACUCUACCAUCCUGUCUCUAAUCUGCAUGGCAGUUCACUACUAUCUCACCAUCUCACCACUACAACAAGCUGCAAAUAUAAUAGCCCAGGGCUCUCUUCCUUGUUUUCCACACCGGGGUGAAUCCAGGUAGGGUAUUAGGAGGACUCAUGGAAAGGUCCCAUGAAAUCUGUUUGUGAAGUUCUCCCAGGACAGCAGAGAGAGCUCCUCCUCCAGAGUGUUUGUGCUUCCACACCAGUUGUGGGAAAACAAAAGUAGCAGAACCAGAAUUUGGACAUGUGUCUCCUCCAAAAAAAGGGCAGAUGAAAUAGAUGUGUAUCUAUGCAACACGGCCUAAUUUGGAAACAGCUGCAUUGUGUUGUGUACUAAGAGAUCUCUGGCUACUGGCGUAACUAUACACCAUUUCUUUUUUAUGUUUCUUAAGAUUGGAAAAAGUGAGGAAAUGUUUUAAACUUAAAAGAAUGUGUGCCUUGCUGUUUUCUUAUACCUUUUGUUAAAACACUGCUUUUCCCAGUUAAAUGUCCAAAAAAUGAAGAAUGAAAAAAAAAAUGUAAGAAUAGCAAGGUUGAGAUGUGUGAAUAGCGUCUGUAUAUAUGUAUAAGUGCAAACCUUGGUGUAUAAUGAUGGUAUAAAUGCUUCCUGUUUGUGUAAUACUGUGUGUUCAGUGAUGUGGAGAAUAAUAAGCCUUAAAGUGCUAGACUGCAUGGUUAACACUAUAUAAAACAUUGACAAAUAAACUUAAUUUAUUGAACACCAUCUCAUAUGUUUGUUUUCUCGUGUGAUACUGAAAGGCAUGUGAAAAGAGCAUUUCUGCAACAGGCGAGUCAUUCCUGAUUCCCUAUAAACGUCCACCCAAGGUGGUUCUAGAUUCUCUGGAACAGUACAGCUGUAGUUAUACUACACCAGUCCGCUACCAAUAUGCAGCUCCACCCUGGGUUAAGCACG
Megalops cyprinoides (Indo-Pacific tarpon) is the source of this 8159-nucleotide messenger RNA. RefSeq names its product A kinase (PRKA) anchor protein 6 (gene akap6). The transcript is spliced from 15 exons. NCBI's taxonomy places the organism in Eukaryota, Metazoa, Chordata, Actinopteri, Elopiformes, Megalopidae. The record is from RefSeq and is a predicted model, not a curated record. Bases 171 to 6887 code for a protein of 2238 amino acids.